AUGUUUGCUUCACAAUUGCUGAGGAUUCUUCAAACCAUCCCAAGUGAUGAUGUGAAGUAUGACACCUGUGUUUCCUCCGAAGAAGACGCAACCAUGAAAGAAACUCUGUGUUCAAAGCUUUUCGAAUCCAAUUUUGGCGGUAAAGAAGUCUACCCGUUAGAUGGUAUCCAAAGGGAAACUGAUAUCUUACACUUUGAGGAAAAGGGGAAUUAUGAAAGUUGGAACCCGAAAUUCGUGGAUGAAUUCCCUUCGGACCAUCAAAACGAACCCCAAAAUCUAACCGGAAAUGAAUUUCAAGGUGGACCAUUUUACCCUUCAGAUUCUAACGAAAAUCUGACGGCAGCUGAAGAUUCCUCGAAUAUCAACAAAAUUGAAGAAGUCAAAGAUUUGGUUUUGUCCGAGUUAAUCAUUUGCUGUAACAAGGAGAUCAACGUUCACGCUGUGAAGGACAUUUGCAUGGAUGAAGGGCCGCCUCUGAGUGAGAGAAAAACGAUCGAAAUUAACGAAAACGAGCAGCCGCAUGGUCGAUUUUGCCCCUGUCCUCUCGAGGGAAAUAGCUCUUGUGUGGCUAAUGAGACGGAAAAUUUUGCAUCUGAUGAAUCAAAUUCGUCGUCACUGAAUUGCACGAAAGGUGUCAGCGGCGACGAGCGCGGGAGAGCGAAAUUGUCAUCCGAAAGUGAUUCUGUUGGGGAAUUAAUGCCGAAAGUUGAUACAAGUUGGGUUGAAACUGACAAGACUCGCAGCCAUUGUUCGGCUGAUCAGAAUAAUUCGUUUGUCGAACGAGCACUUCCGAUUCAAGAAUUCGGCACGAGGAGUUUUCUAAGGUCGUUUAUUACUUCUUUAGACAGUGAAGGGAAUAGUAAACGCGAACGGUUCUUGCCAGAUCAUCAGGUCACUCUAAAGGAAAACGUGCAAACGAGCGUUUUACCUUACAAUAGUAAAGUCGAAAGCAAGAGCAUUACUUUCGAUUUCGAUCCCCCAUUGUGCGAGGGGACAGCUGGCGGCAUAUUAAACGGCGAGCCAGAAAAUUCAAAUUCCUACAGAUUUUCAGAUUCCAUUCAAGUCCAGAACACAGGCACUGAAGAGGGAGAUGAAGAAUCCUUACAAGUCGAAAAUGGAGUUAUCAAUGGUAAUGAAACAGUUGUGGACCAAGAAAAAUAUGAACAUGAUGACGAGUCGAGCUUUUCAAAUGGCGGUUUUGUCCCUCAGUCGGGGCUGAUACCGUUUUCCGGAAGCAUCUCUUUUCGGUCGGACGGCAGUGCAACCAGUGGCAGAUCUUUUGCUUUCCCAAUAUUACAGUCCGAAUGGGCCAGUAGCCCGGUUAGAAUGACGAAAGCGGACGGCAGGCAUUUAAGGAAGUCCAAGUUUUGGCGAUCGGGCCUUCUAUGCUGCAGAUUCUAA
Striga hermonthica is the source of this 1401-nucleotide messenger RNA. The record is from the annotation of a GenBank genome assembly. Lineage: Eukaryota; Viridiplantae; Streptophyta; Magnoliopsida; Lamiales; Orobanchaceae.